AAGAGUGGCAUUUUCUAGAGAGAGAAAGACUUUUUACCUUAUAGAGAGAGAAGAAGGUGUGGCCACUCUGGGAGACAACGAAGAGCACCAACUGCAAUAAUAUAUCUGUAAAUCUCUCUCUCUCUUCUACAAUCGUCUGGUUACAAUCCUUAUUCUCUUACAAUGUCAGCAUUAUAGCAGUAAACACUCCAGCACAGCUUCUAUUUCCUCUACAAACUUCCAACGAUUUUGAACGAUUUCAAUCAUGUCUUCCAAGAUCAAAUCUUCUUUGUCUGAAACUCCUAAUAGUAAAUCGUCACCUGCAACUCCUCGUAUUAGUAAAGUAGUCAGAGGAGUGUCUAAACCUGCUGCCGCUGGUGGCGGUGCUGGUGGUGAUUCACCGUCUCCACUUCAAAGUUCUCGUUUAUCGAUUGAUCGUUCGCCUAGAUCUGCGAAUUCUAAGCCUUCUUUGGAUCGUCGUUCGCCAAAGCUUCCUAUUACUCCUCCUACUGAUAAACCACAACAAACACGUGCUGUUUCCAAAGCAUCAUCAGAAUUACUUGCUCAAUUAACACUUGUUAAGGAAGAUCUCGAGAAAGCUAAGGAGAAAUUGGUUCAAGUUGAAAAUGAGAAAUCUCAGUCCCAUGAAGAACUGAAAGAAGCCCAGAGAUUAGCCGAGGAAGCAAAUGAGAAGCUCAGAGAGGCUUUAGUUGCUCAAAAGCGAGCUGAAGAGGAUCUGGAGAUUGAGAAAUUUAGAGCAGUUGAGUUCGAACAGGCAGGGAUUGAAGCUACUUAUUCAAAAGAUGAAACAUGGCAGAAAGAACUUGAAUCUGUUAGAAACCAACAUGCUGUUGACCUCUCUUCUCUUCUUUCAACUACUGAAGAACUCGAAAGGCUUAAACAAGAACUCUCAAUGACAAAUGAUGCCAAAACCCAAGCUCUUGCUCACGCAGAAGAUGCAACCAAGAUCGCUGAAAUCCACGUUCAGAAAGUCGAGAUUCUCUCCGCUGAAUUAACCAAGCUGAAGAAAUCAUUAGAGUUCAAGAUUGAGACAGAAACUAACGAGACCCAUAAGAUGGUUUCCGAAUUGCAUUCAGAGGUCGAAACCCUAAAAGAGGAACUCCAAAAAGCGAAAACAUUUGAGGCGAAGUCAUUAGAAAAGGAAGCUUCCAUCCAACAAGAUAGUCUCGAGAAAGCGAGAUUAUUUGAGGAGAAACUAUUAGAGAAGGAAGCAUCGAUUGAACAACUAAACGUCGAGCUUGAGGCUGCAAAGUUGGCCGAAUCAUACGCACAUAGUUUAGUAUCGGAAUUGAAGAGGAAAACCGAUGAACUCGAUGCUCGCGCAACCGAAUCAAGUCGGUUGGAGAAAUCAGCAUCUGAAUCUCUCGAAUCCGUAAUGAAACAGUUAGAGGAUAGCAACGAUCUAUUGCAAGACGCUGAAUCUGAAAUCUUUUCCCUUAGGGAAAAGGUCGGUCUUUUGGAAAUCUCACUUCGCGGGCAUAAAGGGGACAUGGAGGAAUCGGAUCGACGAUUCGAUAUAGUUAAGAAAGAAGCUUCCGAAACAGUGAGCAAACUCGAAAAGCUACAAAACGAGCUUGAAAUCGUUAAAGAAGAGAAGAACCAAGCUCUCAAUAACGAAAAGCUCGCAGCUGAAAGCGUCCAGACGUUAUUGGAAGAGAAGAACAAACUGAUAAACGAACUCGAUAAAGUCAAAGACGAAGAAGAGAAGAGCAAGAAAGCAAUGGAAAGCUUAGCUGCCGCACUGCACGAAGUUUCUUCCGAAGCGCGGGAGAUAAAGGAGAAAUUUCUCUCGAUUCAAUCUGAGCAUCAAUUCUCUGAAUCCCAGAUUGAAGAUCUGAAGUUAGUCUUGAAAGCAACAAACGAGAAGUAUGAAUCAAUGCUUGACAAGCUAAAGCUCGAAAGCGAUGAACUUUCGAAGAAAACCGAAUUAGCGAGCCGCGAACACGAACAAUCUGCCACCGAAUGGGAACAGAAAGAACUUCAUUUCACGAAAUCUAUCAACAGCUUGGAAAACGAAUUAUCCGAGAAGGAAAAGGAAAUAAGCAGGCUGGAGGUUACACUCAAGCAAGCUGAGGAAGAGGUUUCAUCUGUAAAGAAUGAAGGAAUUGAACUGAAGAAGAAUUUGAAGGAUUCUGAAACUGAAAUAAUCUACUUGAAGGAAGUCCUGGGAGAAGCGAAAGGCGAGAGCAUGAAGUUCAAGGAGAGUUUACUCGACAAAGAAACCGAACUUCAAAACAUUAUUCACGAGAACGACGACCUUCGAGCCAAGGAAGCUUCUUCUCUUAUCCGUAUCAACGAGCUAACUAAGUUACUAGAGGAAUCCAUGGCUAGGAAGAAGGUAUUGGAAGUGGAGGAAAACGGAGACGUGGAGUUCUCCGGUAGCGAAAAAGAUUACGACAUGCUUCCCAAGGUGGUUGAAUUCUCCGAGCAGAAUGGCGCGGUGGAAGACUCGAUCCUGAAAGAGAUUGACGUCGUUGUUAAGAAAGAAGAGAACAGCGGAGGUGUGGUAGACAAUAAGGAGGAUGAGGACGACAAACAAUCGGUGGAGACUGAACUGAAAAUGUGGGAGAGCUGUAAGAUAGAAGAGAAGGAUUUCUCGCCCGAGGGUGAGGGAGAAGGAAAAGGGGAGUCGUUUGAAGAGGAAGUCGAGGGAAAGGAAGUGACAAACGGAGUAUCGUCAUUGGCAGCUGGUGGGGCUGUGGAAAACGGGGGAAUGUCGUCGCCGACAAAGGUGCAAAGUUUGAGGAAGAAGAAGCCUUUACUUGGAAAUUUGUCAAGUUUGAUAAAGAAAAAAGUUGAAUUGUCCGAGCAGAAUGGCGCGGUGGAAGACUCGAUCCUGAAAGAGAACGAUGUCGUUGUUAAGAAAGAAGAGAAUAACGGAGGUGUGGUAGACAAUAAGGACGAUAAUGACGAGGAGGACGACGCACAUUCAGUGGAGACUGAACUGAAAAUGUGGGAGAGCUGUAAGAUAGAAGAGAAGGAUUUCUCCCCCGAGGUCGAGGGGGAAGGAGAAGUCGAAGGGGAGUCGUUUGAAGAGGAAGUGGAGGGAAAGGAAGUGACGAACGGAGUAUCGUCGUUGGCGGCUGGUGGGGCGGUUGAAAACGGGGGAACGACGUCGCCCACGAAGGUGCAAAUUUUGAAGAAGAAGAAGCCUUUACUUGGAAAAUUUUCAAGUUUGCUAAAGAAGAAAGGAAGUAGCACAAAGAAGUGAAGUUGUUAAGUAAAGAAGGUAAUAUUGUUAUUAUUAUGAUUAUUAUUGUUUGCAUAUUUUUAUUUUGGGGUUUGUAAGAAAGAAAAAUACACGAGAAAGAGGGGAUUUGUAUGAUCAUGUUUCAUUCUCAACAUUUACUAUU
This is a messenger RNA of Impatiens glandulifera, 3353 nucleotides long. RefSeq names its product WEB family protein At5g16730, chloroplastic-like. The record is from RefSeq and is a predicted model, not a curated record. NCBI's taxonomy places the organism in Eukaryota, Viridiplantae, Streptophyta, Magnoliopsida, Ericales, Balsaminaceae. Bases 245 to 3211 code for a protein of 988 amino acids. Gene Ontology annotation, biological process: reciprocal meiotic recombination. The transcript has 3 exons.